AUGAUGGUCUUAACAGCUACAUGGAAAUUCCCCACUCCAUUCGGCUAUAUCCUUAUCAUCGGUCCGUACGUGGCGUUUUUCUCUUUCUUCACGGUGUUGGUCAUCGGCCCACGCAAAGUUUUGAGCUCCUUGGCAUUGCGAGAGGAGUUGAAGUCGGAGUUCUUCAUAAUUUCUAGUCAAGGAGUCGUGGCUGGGUGCUUUGCAAUUUUCAGUGCCGUCUUCAACCGACUAUCAGGCAUCCAGCAGACGGCGUUCAUCUUCGUGAUGCCCAUGAUCAAGUUUCUAACCAAGCAAAACAUUGCAAACGCCGCUGAGAGGUUUCACGAGUACAUGGCUCUGAUCGUGGUUUUCUCGGUGGAUUUAUUCAACGUCUACUAUGUGGCAAUUUGCAUGCAGUCGUCGAAGUCAGUUGGCACGACGCUGAUCAAAUCGCCGAUAUUCGAAGAAAUUGAUGAAGCAGAGGAAAAGCGAGUGGUCGAGGAUUCGCUUCAAGCUCUUUUCCACGCGGAGUACAUUCUACUGGCCGAGUACAUCGAGUUCACCAUUCCACUGUUCUACGCCCCGUACCUCGUGGCGAUUUUCCACCUGCCAGUAGGGGCAUUCUACCCUCCUCACACCGCGGCGACAACAGCAUCUAAACUGGGUGAAACAGUGACCAGCAUCUUGAUCUACUCUGCAGUCGAGUUUGUAGCUUUCGGCGCGCUUCUCGUUCUCUUGAGACGAAAAUUCGGGCUUCAUCCUCUCUACCAGUUGGCAUUUGUACUGGAGACCCACGCGCCUGCCAUCCAAGGCCAGCUCUUCCUCUGGACGAUCACGAUCCUGCACCUGACGCUGCAGCACUACGGAGUCGACUUCAACAUUCUAACAACAUGA
Phytophthora sojae is the source of this 873-nucleotide messenger RNA. RefSeq lists its product as hypothetical. NCBI's taxonomy places the organism in Eukaryota, Oomycota, Peronosporomycetes, Peronosporales, Peronosporaceae. The transcript has 3 exons. The record is from RefSeq and is a predicted model, not a curated record. The coding region runs from base 1 to 873 and encodes 290 amino acids.